AUGCCAGCAUAUAACUCAGGCUUCGGCCAAGACAUAUGGAUGCUGCCUCCAGAGAACAUAACCAAAAUUCUUAUGAUUUUCUUCGUGGAAGAACUUUUAUACGCCUUCAUGGUAUCUACAACAAAGAUAUCAAUCAUUCUUUUCUACCUACGUAUUUUCCGAGAACCAUGGUUCCGAACAGUGUGUUAUAUACUUUUCGCCGCUACAACUUGCUUCGGUAUCUGGCAUAUUAUGCAAAUAAUCUUUGUUUCGUCGCCAAUUAGUUAUAGCUGGACGUUCUGGGACGGUGAGCAUAUAGGACAGCGCGGAAAGGUACAAAUGUUGUCUUUUGUUAAUAGCGGUAUCAACAUCACAUUAGAUUUAUGUCUCUUUGUUCUUCCGGUCACUCAGUUCAUUCACAUGUCUUGGACGUUAAGGACCAAAAUUGGCACAAGUUUGAUUUUUCUCACAGGAUUAAUUGUCACUGUUGCUAGCUGCAUUCGACUGGAGACGCUUAGGGAAUUCGGCGACACGAGGAACCCAACCUAUGACCUUCAAGGGUUAUCGACAUGGUCCUUGUUGGAACUUCAUCUAAGCGUCAUCUGUGCGUGUUUACCAGGGAUGAGAUCAUUUUUCCGCCGACUAUUACCAUCUCUCUGGCGCCGAAAGCCCUCUCCUGAGCAAAAUAGAAAUCAACCUCGCACAGGCAGAUCUCUUCCUCGAGCGUUCAGUCUUUUCAUGUCCCAAAUCACGACUAAUGGCCCAAGGAAUGACCAACAUACCCCCGAAAAUGCGGAGGAAAAGACAAGCGAUAUGAAUUCUCGGCCGCUGGUUUAA
Molecule: messenger RNA, 816 nt
Organism: Colletotrichum truncatum
Lineage: Eukaryota; Fungi; Ascomycota; Sordariomycetes; Glomerellales; Glomerellaceae
Product: CFEM domain-containing protein
Source: RefSeq, a predicted model, not a curated record